Messenger RNA from Vigna unguiculata (cowpea), 996 nucleotides. RefSeq lists its product as uncharacterized. The record is from RefSeq and is a predicted model, not a curated record. Lineage: Eukaryota; Viridiplantae; Streptophyta; Magnoliopsida; Fabales; Fabaceae.
AUGGGAUUUCAAGUCGGAGGGAAUUUAGGGUCGGAUGCCUUGAAGAAGAAGUUACCUAUCAGGGUUAUAGAUAGCAAUCUGAAUGGUUUAAGGGAAAUGAUGCAACAAAUGAAGACUAUACAGAAGAAUGCUUUCAAGAAGCGGUGUGGGAACUUAUUGAGGUUGUUGAAUGUGGAAGUCCAAGCGUCGACAGUCAUCGCUUUGGUCCAAUAUUAUGAUCCGUCGCUCAGAUGUUUCACCUUCCAGGAUUUUCAGUUGGCACCAAUAGUAGAAGAGUUCGAGCAGAUUUUGGGUUUGUCGGUGGAAGAUAAAGUCCCUUACAGAUAUUCUGAGCAACGAGCAUCUAUCUCUACGUUGGCAGGAAUCUUGAAGGUACACCCUGCUGAGCUAGAGAGUAAAAUGGCCUCCAAGGGCAACUCGAAGGGGAUCCCCCAAGGGUAUUUAGAAGGGCACUUGCGUCGUUUGGCUGAGAAGGAGAUAGGGGAGACGUUCAUGGAUGUGUUGGCUCUCACGCUAUAUGGAGUCGUGCUCUUCCCUAACAUGGAGAAUUUUGUUGAUCAAGCGGCCAUCAAUGUGUUUGUCGCUUACAAGAUUCAUUCGGAAAGUCCAGUCACUGCGGUUCUAGCUGAUGUGUACGGGGGUUUGAAUUUGUGCUACGCACUCAAGAGGAAGAAGAUGUUAUGCUGUGUACCUAUAUUGUAUGUAUGGUUUAUAUCCCGAGUCCGCUUGGGUACAGUAAAUGCUGAAUGUCAGAUUAGGGAGUUGCCACAUGGUGGAGUUGAAAUUCGAGGGGCGAAGGAAUGGGCCCAAUUCUGUGCAAGUUUGAAUGGGGGAAAAUUAAGAUGGUGUGUCCCUGGGCUGCGCAAGUCGCAUGUCAUUUCUUGUGGGGACUUCCCUAACGUCCCUCUGAUAGGCACCAGAAGUUGUGUGAAUUAUAACCCUGUUCUGGCUCAACGACAGUUUGGGUGUCCAAUUAAGAGCUCUCCGACUCCAUAA